CUACAACCAUGUUAUUGAGUAAAAACAUCUGUGUACAAGUAUAAGCACGAAAGCAAAUACAAUAUUUUAUGUAGAUUGUUUCAAGCAGUUUUUUUUUCAUAUUGCUUUGGUAGUGAUACUUGGUACUUUUAAACCAAUAUACCAUCUACAAAAGAUAUUGGUAGUUUCUUGUCGUAAUGGGAAGUAUUGAGAAGGCUUGCAUUUCCGGAUUUCUUUGCCGCCUCUGCUCAGAAAUGCACAGGACUGUAAUACACAUAUAUGGUGAUCACGGCCAGCGCUUAUGUCUUGUCGAGAAAAUCAACGGCUAUUUACCAAUCACUAUAUCUCCAACUGAUCCAUUGCCUAAAACCAUUUGUAAAACUUGUUUAUAUCGAGUCGAACAGCACUAUACCCUUUUAAUGAGACUCACACGUAUGAGAGAAGAGCGCAGACUGAAAUUAAUGGGCUACAAAUCUCAACGGGAUGCAGAUAAUUUUUCGAUAUCCAGUGUCGAAUUCUCUGAUGACGAGGAAGCAGCAUCCACAGAAAAUAAUGAUUCUCCAGGUGCAGCUAAAAAAUCGAGCCCCAAUAAGCCCACAACUUCAUUAACAACAAAUAUCAGAAGCAGUAAUAAUUUAGAUAACGCAGGGACAAGUAGUGCUCAAGCUAUAUCGAACGUUAAUAUUGCCCAUAGUUCUGCAGAACAUGGCCCACAGGAGCUUUAUCCAACGACUUAGAAAAUCCCAUUUUUAUUUACUUUUGUUUAACUUAAUCAAACACAAUAUUCAUAUGUACGUAUUAUUGAUAAAUUAAUAUAUAUAUUAUAUAAUAUAAUGGCAUCUACGACUAGGUAAUAUUCAUUGUGUAUUUGCUACUUUACAGCAUGUCCAUAUACAUAUUUAAUUGGUCAGAUUAUAUAACAAUUAUUUCAGGAUCUUCGCAAUAUUUAUGAUAAUUGACUAUAUAUGUACAACUUGAACAUAUUUAAUUGUAUAAAACCAAAUUAACCCUGGGAUCGACGAACUUCUGUAUGGACAAACAUUACAAAAGUAUCAGAGGACAUCAUAACACAUUCAGCCAGCUUUCGCAGAUUUUGAUCAUGAUGUUUAUGGACCACUUUAUUUUCAUUUUUGUAAAUUAGUUGUUUCAUAGUAGUAGUCGUAAGUUUAAUUUUAAACCAAACUAAUAAAAAAAUAAAAGUGGUUUUAUCAUA
This is a messenger RNA of Drosophila innubila, 1192 nucleotides long. RefSeq lists its product as uncharacterized. Gene Ontology annotation, molecular function: zinc ion binding. Bases 177 to 716 code for a protein of 179 amino acids. Lineage: Eukaryota; Metazoa; Arthropoda; Insecta; Diptera; Drosophilidae. The transcript is spliced from 4 exons. Gene Ontology annotation, cellular component: nucleus. The record is from RefSeq and is a predicted model, not a curated record.